This is a messenger RNA of Podarcis muralis (Common wall lizard), 2856 nucleotides long. It is a transcript of the gene STEAP1, whose product is annotated as STEAP family member 1. Gene Ontology annotation, cellular component: plasma membrane; endosome. Lineage: Eukaryota; Metazoa; Chordata; Lepidosauria; Squamata; Lacertidae. The record is from RefSeq and is a predicted model, not a curated record.
UGGAGGAGCGGAGACACGAACCCGGUUCCCCAGAUUACAAGUCUACCACUCUUAACCACUACACCACACUGGCUUUCCGCAUAGGGUUUUAUUUUACAACAUCACUUUGUAAAAUACUUUGCAUAUGAGCAAAGCCAGGCUUAUUGCUAGACAAGUCUUGGUGGUUGCCUAGAGCAGUCCUUUUGCUGCAUCAGCAGGAGGAGAGGAGGGAAUAGCUUCUACUGUUGAGGAAUAGUAGAGAGGAAGGAAACAGCCAAGGGGCGAGAGGAGGAGAUACAGUUAAAGGCAGCAUGAGAAAAAGCAUAUUGGAAAAUAGUAUGUCUGCUGCUUGUUGAAUAGUGGGGAUGGACAGACAUCCUUUGGCAGGGCAUUCCCGUGUCUUGUGGCACCAUUGCCCCAAAGGCCUUGUGUAACAUGCUCACCUGCAGUACUUCAAAUAACCAUGGUACAUAGAGCAGGGCACCUAUAGACAGUCUGGACUUUUGGACAGACUUGUACAGGUAGAUGCAGUUCUUAAGAUACUCUGAUCCUGGGCCAUAAGGCAGGAGCAGAGGAUCCUCCCCCCCCCCCACCUGGCAGGAGCCAUGUUUACUUGUGGGCAGACUUCCAGUGUCUGCAUUCCGGUGGUGGGCAAGGUUAGAGGGGAAAGUAGGCAUGGCCAAAGGCAAAUGUGGGCAGGGCAGAUGAUAUACCAUAGCUUGAAAAAGGUAAGAAUCUCAUUUGGGAAAGUCAGAGGCUUCUAGCCCUGUACAUGUUCACUUCCUGAUCAAGGGUGCUGGGGCAGAGGCGGAGCUAGCUGCUCUGGCACCCGCACCCAUGCAGCAAGCAUGCCCAUGCAGCAAGCGUCCCUGGUGGAGGCGGCACUGCAAUGUCAACCCCCCUCAUGGAUGACACCCCCUUCCUCCGCCACUGUCCUGGGGCUGUGUAAAACAACUGUGACACCAAGGAACUGUGCUUUAACCUCACUGCAGAUUCUUGUUUUGGUCAUUUUCUAUAGUGAACAGAGUUUCUUUAAUUGCUUUACUCAACAGCCUUAAACAGCUACCAAGAGAGUUUUUGAAACUGACUUUAUCCCUAGCAAUAUUUUUUUUGCCUGUUAACAUCUGCGUAGAGUGAGGCAAGAUCAUGAUGUCGACAUUUCUGCAAAGUGUCUGGUACACCAGUCUGAAGAUACCGCUUGCUUAAGCUGUCUGGGUUUGUUUUACAAAACAUAGAUCCUGGCAUCAUGCCUCUUGGUCUUUUAUGAUAGCUGUAAUCUGGGAUACUCAGAAAUCUGUCUCUCUCCCCCCCCCCUUUUUUUUUUUUUAAUCAUGCCCAUGUGAGGAAGAUAGGCCAAGACUAGCAGAUACCUUCGAGUGGAGAUUCUAUUUCAUUCCUUUGUUUCUCUUGUCACCUUGGUAAAGUCUGCUCCCUUCAAGUACAAUAGAAGCGAGAAAUAUUUUCUUUUAUUUUCAAGCCUUUAUUCUCUCUUCUGGAGUUGUGGGAAAAUAAGAGGAUUCCAUCAGCUCAUGCUCAUUUGUUUAGCCCUGCCAUAUGUGAUUCAUCCAGAAAAUUAAACCCAAGGAGAACAAUAAGAAGUAGAUUGAAGAUGUUAAGAACCCUACAGCUUUUGGAGCCGCAGUUCGGGUGUUUGUGAAGGGGGCUGUUCAUGAAACAGCUUUAAGAUCAUAGAUCCUCUUGCCUUAGAGCGCAGGACAGUCAUUGGUCAAGAACAUGGAACAGAAUGAAGAUCAGAAAAUGAAUCCUGAAAGAACUUGGGAGAAUUUCAACAAUUUGGUGAUGGAUUUACAAGUGGUUGGCACACCAGAUGCUCUCCCCCAAGUUCAUAAAAGAAUCUGUAUUGAUGAGUUUGACUGUCCUCCCAGUAAGCACUGCGAACACAACCUUUUCCCUAAAUGGCAUUUGCCGGUGAAGACAGCAUUGGUACUGUCCUUGUUAACCUUUAUCUACACUUUCCUAAGGGACGUCAUCCAUCCCCUUGUAACUAAUCAAGGAAAUGCAUUUUAUAAAAUCCCAAUCCUGGUCAUAAACAAAGUCUUACCAGUGGUUUCGAUUACCCUGCUGGCUCUGGUUUAUUUACCAGGAGUACUGGCUGCAGGUUUCCAGUUCCACUAUGGAACCAAGUAUAGACGUUUUCCACAAUGGUUGGACAGAUGGAUGCUAUCGAGGAAACAGUUUGGACUUCUUAGCUUCUUCUUUGCAUCGUUACAUGCCUGCUAUAGCUUGUGCUAUCCAAUGAGGAGAUCCUACAGAUACAAACUCUUGAACUGGGCAUAUCAACAGGUGAAGCAGAAAAAGGAAGAUGCCUGGAUUGAACACGAUGUCUGGAGAAUGGAGAUUUAUGUGUCUCUAGGAAUUUUGGGGCUUGCUCUGCUGGCUGUAUUGGCAGUAACGUCAAUUCCAUCUGUCAGCCACUCGCUGACCUGGAGAGAGUUUCAUUAUAUCCAGAGCAAGAUGGGACAUUUAGCUUUGCUGCUGUGCACCAUUCAUGCAUUAGUGUUUGCAUGGAAUAAGUGGAUUGACAUAGGCCAGUUUAUAUGGUAUACUCCCCCUACUUUUAUGAUGGCAGUCAUUCUUCCAAUUGUGGUUCUGACUUGUAAAGGUAUCCUGCUUUUGCCAUGCCUUAGGAAGAGACUAGAGAAGAUCAGAUCUGGCUAUGAUGCUAAUGCUCUGGCAAGUAGGACAGAGAUAACUUCCAGACUGUAGAUUUUAAAUGUGCAUGUACUUUGCUGGCAAUAUUCAGGUGUUUUUUUUUAAUUAAAAAAAAGACCAUAAGGAAACGGUCAUCUUUAUUUUUACAUAGAGUAAUCUGCACUGAGUUCAGUGAGGCUUACUUCUGGGUUGCAUCGGUUAAAA